This is a messenger RNA of Symbiodinium sp. CCMP2456, 2111 nucleotides long. The record is from the annotation of a GenBank genome assembly. NCBI's taxonomy places the organism in Eukaryota, Dinophyceae, Suessiales, Symbiodiniaceae.
AUGACCAAUAUCGUUUGCUCGGAACCAUCCGAAGACGCGAUCGCGCAAUCGUCGUCGACUGCCCCGGUUCUUGCUUUGUCGCUCUCGCAUAAUUUUGCGUGGGCACUUGCAGGAAACGUGACGUUCGCUGCCUGCCAAGGUGCGAAUCUGGUACUGCUUGCCAAAGCGACAGAUCCCACCAUGGUUGGUCGAUUCGCGCUUGCUCUUGCGAUCACUGCGCCGCUGUUUCUGCUAACCAACUUGCAGUUGCGUGCUAUUCAGGCCACCGAUUCUCAGGCACAGUAUCGCUUCGGAAACUAUCUUGCCCUGCGUCUCCUGACGACAUGCAUCGCUCUUGGGUUGCUGCCCUUGAUUGUGAUGUCGGCCGGAUAUGCUUGGAGCCUGGCCGCGGUCGCUCUCAUGAUCGGUGUCGGUAAAAGUUUCGAUGCGAUCAACGAUGUGAUGUAUGGAUUGGUGCAAAAGCAUGAGCGUCUCGACCGUGGUGGCUUUGCACGCAUUGUCGCUGGUUUCGGCACCGUCGCUGGACUCGGCACGCUGCUUUACUUCACAGGAAGUCUGUUCUGGGCGGCUACCGGUUGGGCACUUGGCCAUGGGAUUGUGACCUUCACGGCUCCUUACUGGGUCGGGUCGGAAAUCGUCGCGCUCGAAAGUGAAUUGGCCUCACCUAAAUUGUUUGCACCGAUCUGGGACCGCGAUCGCCUGGUUCAGCUUGGCUUGCUUUCGUUGCCGAUGGGAUUGGUGAUGAUGCUGGGCUCGCUGCAAUUAAACGCACCCAGAUAUUUCAUCGAGCAUUAUCUCGACGAGCGGUUCCUCGGCAUCUACGCCGCAAUCGCCUACGUGAUGUUGGCUGGCAACAUGAUCAGCCUGGCGAUGGGACAAGCGGUUACGCCUCGCAUGGCGAAGCACUUUGCCGCUGCCGAGUUCAAGUCUUACUUCGGUAUCCUGGGACGCCUGAUGGGGCUUUCGGUAUUGGGAGGAAUCGUGGCGGUCGCAGUCGCGUGGCUCGCUGGCGAAUGGAUCUUGACGUUGCUUUUUACCGCAGAAUACGCGCAGUACAGUUCUGUGCUUGUUUGCCUGGCAGCGGUGCUGGGUAUCGAGACGGCGACGUCUUUUAUGGGCGAAGCGAUGACAUCAACGCGACGCUUUCGAAUUCAAAUGCCGGUGCUGCUGGCUGCAUUGCUUGCCGCGGCUAUCGCAUGCGUUGUCUUGAUUCCCCGUUACGAAUUGAUGGGCGCCGCCAUUGCCACGGGCGUCGGGGCUUUCACGCAGCUACUUGGAGGAAGCAUGAUCGCCUCCAACGAACGACCAAUACGUGUUGCUCAAGUGGUUCAUGGUCUUGUCGUGGGUGGCAUUGAGACAUGGCUGGUUAAUGUCUUGAAGACCAUCGACCGCAAUCGCUUUCAAGUCGACUUCAUCACCAGUCGUCCGGAAGCAUGUUACUACGACGACACAGUUCGAGCGUUGGGUGCCAAUCUGAUUCACUGUCCAUCGCCUCGCAAGCCUUGGAUCUAUGGUCCGGCACUACGCAAGAUUUUAAAAGAUGGCCAGUACGAUGCAGUCCAUGCUCAUGUCGAUCACUACGGCGGCUUCAUCAUGCGAGUUGCCCGAAGCGCUGGCGUGAAAGUCCGCAUCGCCCAUAGUCAUAGCGAUACGUCUAGAAAACAGUCGCAAGCCAACUUGUGGCGACAGUUCUAUCUGAAAUCAACCAAACGUUGGAUUCGAACCUCGGCAACUCAAGGGUUGGCCGUUAGCGAUCUGGCCGGACGAUCCCUGUUUCCGACAUGGGGAAACGAUCAGCGAUGGAAUACUCUCUACUGCGGAAUCGACACCGAGGCAUUUCACCAAACAGUUAACCGAGACGCAAUUCGCAAGAAGUUUGGCUUGCCCGAAGAUGCGAUCGUGCUAGGCCACCUUGGCGGCUUUCGCGAGCCAAAGAAUCACGUCUUCCUGGUCGAGAUUGCUAAGGCGAUGCGUUCGAUCGAUUCCCGCGCACACCUAUUGCUCGUAGGGGAUGGCCCCUUGCGCGAAGACAUUCAGCGGCUCGUCGACCAAGCGAACUUGCAGCAGCACUUCACGUUUGCAGGGCUCGUCGACGACGCGACGGAAGUAUU